UCCUGUGAGUGAGUAAUUCCGGGAAGCGCUCCCUACAACUCCGCGCGGCCUCCCGCGCCGCCCGCCCCACAACAAAACUCGGCGCGUCGUCGCUCCGGGAGCUAGGAGCCGGGCUCGGAGCCGGAGAGGAGGCGGACCGGGGAGACGGACCGAGGAGCGGGCUCGGACGGCAGCGAGACCCGCGCGUACCGGGGGCGCCAGGAGGAGCGGCCCGAGGAGGGGUCUCAGCCCAGAGGGUGCCUUCUGCAAACAUGUCUGUGGAUCCCUUAUCCAGCAAAGCCCUGAAGAUCAAGCGCGAGCUGAGCGAGAACACGCCGCACCUGUCGGACGAGGCGCUGAUGGGGCUGUCGGUGCGCGAGCUGAACCGGCACCUGCGGGGGCUGUCGGCCGAGGAGGUGGCGCGGCUCAAGCAGCGGCGGCGCACGCUCAAGAACCGCGGCUACGCCGCCAGCUGCCGCGUGAAGCGCGUGUGCCAGAAGGAGGAGCUGCAGAAGCAGAAGUCCGAGCUGGAGCGCGAGGUGGACAAGCUGGCGCGCGAGAACGCCGCCAUGCGCCUGGAGCUGGACGCGCUGCGCGGCAAGUGCGAGGCGCUGCAGGGCUUCGCGCGCUCCGUGGCCGCCUCCCGCGGGCCCGCGGCGCUCGUGGCGCCCGCCAGCGUCAUCACCAUCGUCAAGUCGGCCCGGAGCCCGGCCCCCGGCCCCGCCCCGGGCCCCGGCCCCGCCCCGGGCCCCGCGGCCGCGCCCGCGCCCUGCUCCUAGUGCCCGCUGCGCCCCCUUCACCACCGCGCCCCGUCCCCCAACCACUCCCCUCCGGCCCUGCUCCUUCCCCAAGUGCCUCAGCGCCACCUGUCCCAGGUGCCAUUUCUCUGCAGCCACCAGCCCUGCGGCCAACACAGGGCUCUCCCCGGAGCCUGCUUUCCUGUGCCGCCCUGAGACGGGCCUAAGCCCCGGGAAGGGGCAGCUUUGGUGAGAGAGGGGGCAGGUGAGUCAAGGUCUCCCUUGGCCGAAAGCUCCGCCUCCCUGGGCUGGGAAGAGGGAUACAGAGCGGAUUAGACUAGAGAAGCAGCGAAUCAGACUGGAGAAGAGUCGUGGAGGACUGGAGGGCCUCCCCUCGUUGGGGAAACCGCUCAGAUUGUGCCGUGGCCCCUGCCCGGCCGGUACAGCCUUAGGUUUGGCCCUGCAUGCCUUGUGGGGCUGCCCGGCUGGGGAGCGGGUGCUCCCCGCUCUGCUUUGGGGCUGGGGAAGUCGCCUGCCCCGUUAGCAGGCAGAUGGGAACCGGCCUCCCCCGAUGGGCCACCUGUGCUUGUGGGUGAGCUGAAACCUGCAGCCAGGUCCUCCUCCUGCCGUCCGAGACCCCAGCAUGGCCAGGGGGCAGUGGACAGGGACUGGGAGGGGAGGCAGGGCCGCCGUGGCCUGGGAGACUGUGAGACACGGGAAGAGAAGUAGAAGGAGAGAGAAGAGGAUGUAGAUGGAAGAGAGGGAAGGGGCUGGCUAGCCAAUUAACAAAGGGAGGGAGGAGGCCGGUGGGGAGAUGAGAUGACAGAUCCCGCCAUCUUGCAGCCUGGGGUGAGGGGUCCUAAAAAGGGACAGUCCCACCUCUUCCCGUGACUGUCCCCCCCGGGGUGGAGGCUGGCCACGGCCACGGAUUGUUCUGGAAGCCCGCGCCCUCCCUCCCCCCUCACACACUGUACACAGCCGCCCCCCCGCUGUUAUUUAUUGCACGAAUCUAAGUUAUUCUCUCCAGCCGGAGCCCUAGCGCCCUCUCCCUGGGAGAAGUGGCGUUUGGCCCUGAGCUGGACUUUAUAUUUUAUAUCUGCAAAUAAAUCACAUUUUAUCUUAUAUUUAGGGAAAGCCGGAUGGCAACAACCAAAAAAAAAAAAAAGUUUUUAAAAAAAUUGCCCCGGCCUCCAGAAUUUAUUUAUUUUCUGACUUACAGUAAGCGAGUUAUCCGCCUUCUGUAUUUUGUAGACUUUCUGAAUAAAGUCAAGUUCUCUUUUUCCACAGUGAAGCGUGUGUCCUGA
Pipistrellus kuhlii (Kuhl's pipistrelle) is the source of this 2020-nucleotide messenger RNA. It is a transcript of the gene MAFF, whose product is annotated as MAF bZIP transcription factor F. Gene Ontology annotation, molecular function: DNA-binding transcription factor activity, RNA polymerase II-specific; RNA polymerase II cis-regulatory region sequence-specific DNA binding. Lineage: Eukaryota; Metazoa; Chordata; Mammalia; Chiroptera; Vespertilionidae. Gene Ontology annotation, cellular component: nucleus. Gene Ontology annotation, biological process: regulation of transcription by RNA polymerase II; regulation of epidermal cell differentiation. The record is from RefSeq and is a predicted model, not a curated record. The transcript has 3 exons. Bases 252 to 758 code for a protein of 168 amino acids.